AAUGGAGAUGGGGGUGUUAGGUACUUUUCUCCUGGCUCUUUGUAUCAGCCUCAUCGUUUAUGUCUUCACAUGGAGGAGAAAACUGAAGAGGAAAAAUAUGCCCCCCGGACCAUCCCCAGUACCCGUCCUGGGCACCAUGAUGUAUGUGAGUCCCAAGGAAAUGCCCCAGUCUUUGGUGAAGCUGAGUGAGACCUAUGGCCCUGUGUUCACCAUCUACCUAUCAAACGUACCUACUGUGGUUUUGUCUGGUUAUGACUGUGUGAAAGAAGCUCUGAUAGAUCAUGGGGAUAUAUUUGGUAUUAGAGGUCCAUCAGAACUUGGAGAUCUGCUCUUCAAAGGCUAUGGACUCAUUCUCAGCAAUGGGGAGCGCUGGAAGCUGAUGCGUCGAUUCUCACUGUCUACUCUCAGAAAUUUUGGCGUGGGGAAGAGAAGCAUAGAGGAACGUAUACAGGAGGAAGCCCACUAUCUUGCAGAAGAAUUUAGAAAGAAUGGAGAACAACCUUUUGAUCCCACAAGUCUCCUACGUUUGGCGGUGUCCAAUGUCAUCUGUUCCGUUGUUUUUGGAGAGCGAUUUGACUAUGAAGACAAGAAGUUUCGGACCAUGCUUAAAUUGCUGGAAGAAGUAUUUUUGCUCAUGUCCUCUGUAUGGGGCAUUCUCCUCAAUCUCUUUCCAAAAACAAUGAAGAUCCUUCCUGGACCCCAUCAGACAAUAUUUACAAAUCUUGACAAGCUGAGAAAGUUCAUCGCAGAGUCCUUGGAGAGCCACAGAAAGACACUUGAUGUUAAAUGUCCCCGAGACUUCAUUGACUGCUUUUUGAUCAAGAUGGAGGAGGAAAAGGACAACCCUAACACUCAAUUCCACUUUGAUAAUUUGUUUGGAACGGUUAUUGAUCUCUUCUUUGCUGGGACAGAAACUACAAGCACCACUCUAAAGUACAGUUUACUUAUUCUGCUGAAAUACCCAGAGGUGGAAAGAAAGGUCCACAAAGAGAUUGACCAUGUAAUUGGCCAGAGCCGGAGCCCAUCAAUGGAGGAUCGUGUCAAAAUGCCAUAUACAGAUGCUGUCGUCCAUGAAAUUCAGCGGGUGGCCGACAUAACCCCUAUAGCCCUGCCUCAUGGUGUCAGCCAGGAUGUGACAUUCCGAGGAUACAAUAUUCCUAAGGGCACACUUGUGUUCCCUCUGCUGACAUCUGUCUUGAAAGACCCUAAAUAUUUUAGGAACCCACAGAAGUUUGACCCCACACACUUUUUGAAUGAAAAUGGUGGCUUCAAGAAGAAUGAUGCCUUCCUACCUUUCUCAUUAGGAAAGAGGAGUUGCAUCGGAGAGGGUCUGGCACGGAUGGAAAUUUUUCUCUUCAUCACCUCUAUUUUACAGAGGUUUAACCUGACAUCCACCGUGUCCCCCGCAGAGCUAGAAAUAACACCAGAACCUAACAAGAACGGAUCAGUACCCAGAACGUACCAGCUGUGUGUGACUACAAGAUGAGUGACUGUUCCAGGAUGACAUACUCUU
Messenger RNA from Nanorana parkeri, 1513 nucleotides. Its product is annotated as cytochrome P450 2G1-like. Lineage: Eukaryota; Metazoa; Chordata; Amphibia; Anura; Dicroglossidae. Gene Ontology annotation, molecular function: oxidoreductase activity, acting on paired donors, with incorporation or reduction of molecular oxygen, reduced flavin or flavoprotein as one donor, and incorporation of one atom of oxygen; iron ion binding; heme binding. The record is from RefSeq and is a predicted model, not a curated record. Gene Ontology annotation, cellular component: intracellular membrane-bounded organelle; cytoplasm. Bases 2 to 1486 code for a protein of 494 amino acids. Gene Ontology annotation, biological process: xenobiotic metabolic process. The transcript has 9 exons.